AUGGGGAAGAAAGGGAAGAAGGAGAAGAAGGUGAAGGGGGCGGAGAAGACGGCCGCCAAGAUGGAGAAGAAAGUCUCCAAGAGGUCCAAAAAGGAGGAGGAGGAUCUGGAGGCUCUGAUCGCCGAGUUCCAGUCUCUGGAUGCCAAGAAGACUCAGGUGGUGGAAACGGCAUGUGCUCCCCCCAGCCCAAGGCUGAAUGCCUCACUCACCCCCCACCCUGAAAAGGACGAGCUGAUUCUCUUUGGAGGUGAAUAUUUCAAUGGCCAAAAAACCUUUCUAUAUAAUGAGCUGUAUAUUUACAAUAUAAAGAAGAACAGCUGGAAUAAAAUCGACGUUCCAAACCCGCCACCUCGGCGUUGUGCGCAUCAGGCAGUGGCAGUACCCCAGGCUGGUGGCCAGAUUUGGGUCUUCGGAGGAGAAUUUGCAUCUCCUGAUGGGGAGCAGUUUUACCACUACAAGGACCUGUGGGUGCUUCAUCUCGCUAACAAGACAUGGGAGCAUAUCAAGUCUACUGGGGGCCCCUCUGGAAGAAGCGGGCACCGUAUGCUUUAUACCAAGAGACAGCUGAUCGUGUUUGGAGGAUUCCAUGAGAGCACAAGGGACUACAUCUAUUAUAAUGACCUAUACACAUUUAACCUUGACACCUUUACGUGGGCCAAGAUCUCCCCGUCUGGGACGGGUCCUUCACCACGGUCAGGAUGCCAAAUGACUACCACACAGGAUGGCAACGUGGUCCUCUAUGGUGGUUAUUCCAAGCAGAGAGUAAAAAAGGACGUUGAUAAAGGGACCGUCCACACAGACAUGUUCUUACUGAAGAUGGAGGGUGCAGAUAAAUGGACUUGGACCAGGCUAAACCCAUCUGGUGUGAAGCCUAACCCUCGGACAGGUUUUGCCAUGGCGGUUGGCGUUAACAACCGAAGUGUUCUCUUUGGGGGUGUCUUUGAUGAGGAAGAGGAGGAAAGUAUCGAAGGGGAUUUCUUCAAUGACAUCUACUUUUAUGAUCAGGCAAAGAAUCGCUGGUUUGCUGGCCAACUUAAAGGCCCCAAAUCAGAGCGAAGGAAGAGGCGGCGCGGUGACAAGAGCGUAGAGGCUGAAUUAGCUGGCAGUGACGAGGCAUCUGCUCAGUACCCCGCAGAACCCAUAGAAAUCAUCAAGGAGGUUGUGGCUGAAGAUGGGACUGUGAUGACCAUCAAGCAGGUGAUCUCCAGCCAGGCAGGACCAGCUAGUGACCAGGAGGACAGUGCCGAAGAAGAAGAGGAUGAGAAGGAAGAGACAACAGGGCCACGGGUAGAGCCGUGCCCACGCUCCAACACCAUGAUCACCGUCAGGCAGGGGCUCCUUUAUGUGUAUGGAGGAAUGUUUGAGGUUGGCGACCGCCAGUUCACGCUGAAUGACUUCUACUGCCUUGACCUUCACAAGAUGGAUGAGGAAUGGAAAGUGUUGGUGGAAAUGGACCCAAAGACACAAGAGUGGCUUGAUGAAUCGGACUCUGACGGUGAUGACGAAGGAGAGACAGAAGGCGCAGAGGGAGGAGCAGAGGAAGAAGAGGAUGAAGAUGAUGAAAGCGAUGAUGACGAGCAUCCCGCAGUGGAACCGAAGGAGAAGUACUCAGAUUACCUGGCCCGGACAGAGCAGUACUGGAUCCAGCUGGCCCGAACCAACCUGGGGUCUGAGGGCAAAGAAAAAAAAGUGCUGAAAGUGGCACAUGCCAUGGCAAAGACAUUUUACGAGUUUAGGGAUUAG
Messenger RNA from Staurois parvus, 1743 nucleotides. Lineage: Eukaryota; Metazoa; Chordata; Amphibia; Anura; Ranidae. The record is from the annotation of a GenBank genome assembly.